GCCAAAAUACUCCUCUCUCUCGAGCUCCUCAUAUUCCAGCUCGUCGAUUCAAAACCCUAGAACUAAACUCAUCUGUAUCUGAAGAUCGAUUUCCACCUCCAUUUCCCUCUCGUUACACACAUCUCAAUUUUAAUUGUUCUUAUCAUGGAGGCUGUCAGUGUUUGAGAAGGUGGCACGGGGCUGAUGUUAGCUUUCAGGGGUAUUGUAUGCUGACAUUGUUCUUGUUUCCAAAGGUUAGCAUCUAUGCCUGGCAACGAAUUUGGAGAUAGGGUUCACAAUUUCUUUGCACAAGACAAUUCACCGCAGGGGCAGCAUCAAUCACAUGGUGUGGAUGGAAACUGGCCAGUGUCCAACAGCAAUUUUUGGGUUGGCAGCCCAAGACCUGUUGAUGUGCUGAACUCAAGCACUAAAAAUUACUCUGGGCAAAACCCAGAAAUAGAUAGAGGGCAGUCUGGCUAUCCUGCUCAUUCAGCUAAUGGAUUGAAUUUUCCUCAACCAAAUCUGAGGCCUGAUUUCUCUAGAAUCCAACCCCUAAAUGAGCAACAAUAUUCCAACGGCUAUAUGUAUGGCAAUCAAUAUCCCCAAGGUAGGCAGAAUGAAGGUAACUUCCGGGAAUUGGAUGCGUAUUCUGAUCAACGUCAUUUAUUAGCCUCGAGAGACUUGCCUGUGCAUGAAUUGCAUAGAAUUAGCGGCCAUGAGCAACCACCAAAAGCUUCAGAUAGAUCGGGAACAUCUGUCUCCCCUGUUAGUUUUGAUCUCUUUGGUGGUCAGCAGCAGAUGAACCAUCAUCAGCAAGCAAGCAUGCUGCAGGCAUUACAGCGCCAACAAUCUGGCCUCAAUGACAUGCAACAACUGCAGCAGCAACUCAUUUACAGGAAAAUGGAAGAGCUUCAAAGACAGCAGCAACUUCAACAGCUGGACUCAAGGCCUCAAACUCCUAUUAAUCAGGUUCCUCAGGUUACCAAACAGGCGUCUGGAAGCCAGUCCUCUCUGUUUAAUGGUAGUCCAAAUUCUGAUGCAUUACGCAAUCCUUGGACGGCUGAGCCUGGUACAAACUGGCUUGGCCGUGGUUCUGCUGCCAUGCAAGGAUCCCCCGGUGGCACUACCUUUCUACCAAAUCUUGGACAGACACACCGAUUAAUGGACAUGGUGCAUCAACAGGAUGAUCAAUCCCUUUAUGGAGUUCCAGUAUCCAACCCAAGGGGUUUGGCUAUGAACCAAUACUCUCCUAUGGUGACAGAGAGAUCAUCAACACCUCAAAUGCCAAUAUCUGGCAAUUCUCUGCACAGUAAUCAACACAAUUUUCUGCCUGACAGACUUACCAGACCAGAGGGGACUUCCAUAUCUCGACAAAACUAUCAAAAUGAUACUAAUGAACAUGGUUCUAGUCAGUCACUGAAUACUGGCAUAAUGAAUAUAGGGUUCCACCAGCAGGUGAAUUCAUUGCAGAAUAAUGCAUCACAUCAGGACCGUGCAAGGAGGCAGGAGCUGUCUACUCUGUCAGAAACCUCGCAAGAAAGAUAUCCAAUGCAUGUAUCUUCACCUCAGAAUGAAGUCACCUUAGAUCCUGCUGAAGAAAAGAUCUUGUAUGGUUCAGAUGAUAAUAUAUGGUCUGCAUUUGGUAAGCUCCCGAGUAUAAGUGCAGAAGCUGGUAAUUUAUUUGAUAGUAAUAGUGGAAUAUCAAAUGGGGCUCCAUCCCUUCAGAGUGGUAGCUGGAGUGCUCUUAUGCAGUCUGCAGUUGCUGAAACUUCUACUGCCGAUGUAGGGCCUCAGGAGGAAUGGAGUGGUCUGAACUAUCACAAUAAUGAUGGCUCUUCAGCAAAUCAGUCCCCUCUAAUUCACAAUGUAAAUGUCAAACAAUCAUCGUUGCCCAAUGACCGUGUUCAUAUUUCUUCAGCAACGGGCACUGAAUCCAUUCGCUCUUCUGACUCUCUCAAAUUGAUGGGGUUGAAUCAACUUGGGCAUACUUUCCAGGAGCAGCCUAGUGAGGCGGCAGCGACUGAUGUUUCUCAAAGGUUUGGGCAAGCCGUGGCAGGAACUAGCAAGUGGCUAAAUCACAGCCAAGUCCAAAAUCAAUUAGGAGGUGAGAGUGAUAUACAUGGAAAUGCCUUGGGAAAUGCUGUGGGCGCUGAGAGAAAUGGAAAGAAUUUUUUCGCAGAUUGGCCUCUGGGUCAGGGUGGAACUAAACGACAACCAAAUGGUGGGAAUGUCCUGGCAGCUGUACCACCUGCUGGAGAUAGAUCACUGAAUGCUCAUGAUGCUGAGAGAGUGCCUCAAAACCAGAACAAUCAAGUGAAGUCAGUGGAGGGACAAAUGGCAGAUGGAGGUUCUUUAUGGAAACCCAGUCCCCUAACUAGUGCUGUUGAAUUUGGUUCUGUAAGAUCUAUGUCUGGAAAUCACCAAGUAAAUAAAGCCAAAGGGGAUUUGGGUUUUCACAAUGCUGCCACUUCAGCUGCGAACUCAUUUAAUAUGGUAGCUGGUGAUGGAGCUUAUCCCUUUGCUCAGAAUAACUAUUUGCCCAAUCAGUGGAAGCAUGCCUCUCCUUCAACAAAAUCCCAAGGGGGUGAAAGCUUAGGGAGAAUGAUGGACCAGGUUAAAGAUCAAAAUCAAGGAUCAUGGAAGAGCUCCGAUCAUGAUGAAAUGAAAAAUUACGAUAGGGAGAACUGUGCCAUGAAAGAGAAUUCUAAUGACAGCCAUCGCUCAAACUUAUCUAAUCAUGCUUCAGGUAGCUUCAGGGAAAGUGGUCCGACUGAUGCAAUUGAUUCAAGGUCUCUAUCAUCUGGGAAGCAAAAGUCAAGCAAUCCGCUUGCUAAAAAAGGUUCUGCUCCUCGCAAAUUUCAGUAUCAUCCCAUGGGAAAUCUGGAUGAUGAUGCGGGGUCAACCCAUGGCCUGAAGCAGCACAGCCAAGCACAGGCCACACCUGUGCAGAGUGCCCAUGCCCAUUUUGGCCAGUUGAAACUGUUUGGUCAGGUUCCAAGAAAUUCUGCAGAAAAGGGUGAACUUCCAAAAGACAAUAAACGCCUUGAUAAAGAGUCUUCUGGUGGUAGCUUUACUGGUUAUGCGGCCGGGACAUCUAAUCUUUUUAGCCAGUCCUUUGAUUCAAGCACGAACAAGGCUUCAUCACCCAGCCAAAACAUGCUGGAGCUUCUUCACAAGGUGGAUGUAUCAUCUCAACCACCUGAAGCUGAAAACUCUGAUGGAUCUGCUGGUCACCUUCAGCGUAGCCAAUCGUCUUUCUCUAAAGGUUUUGGAUUGCAACUUGGUCCUCCAUCUCAACUGUUGCAGAUUCCUGACCUUUCAUCAUCCUCCCAGAAUGCUCAAAGCAUGGAAAAUGCAACACGUAACAGUCUUGCUGGUAUAGGAAUGGGAGAGAAAAGCAUGCAUAUGGCAUCUUCGUUGCAAUCUAGGCAGUUCCCAAAUGAAAAAUCCCAGAUGGAAUAUGAAAACAAUACAUCUGCAGGUCCAAGGCAUCCUGGUAUUGGUAACUCUGUCGGUAAGGGAUCAGGGAAUUAUCAUUCAGCAUUAACUUCUGAUAUUCCGUAUAUGCGAAGUCAGCUUCAGAGUAAACAAGCAACAAGGCCAAGCACAAGACCAGCUGUGAAUCAACACAUUGACACCUCCUUCAGCUACAGUACUUCACUCUCUAUGGAAAGAGGUUCUACAGAGACUGUUCUACCUGAUACAUCUGGUAAUGUUCAGAAAAAUAGUCUUCCUUCAUCUGGUGGCACUGGUCAACAAAGCGGCCCGCAUGAUGUACAGAAGAUACGUCCAGCUGGAACUGCGUCAUCUAGGGAUCAAAUGCGCAGUUCUCAGCAUUUUGGGAUGUCAGGCAUUUCUCGACAAGGGUCUUCAGGCCAGGUCUUGCAAAGCAUGCCGUCUAAUGUUCCUACACCUCAACAUCCUUCGGUGACUCAGUACCCAAAGGGCCUGACAAAUAUUCAUGAGCUACCCCAGCCCAAUAUUUUGGAAUCUAGUUCUCGAGGUGAUCUCGAUGUUGGUAAAGGGGGGCAUAUUUUUACCAAGUCGACUGCAAUUGUUCAUGCUUCAAUUGGUGCUGAUGAGAAAGAGCAAAGUUUGAAGGAAAGAUCUGGACAGUUUCUCUCAGCCUCAAAAACAGAAGUGCCUUUGGGAAGUGCAUCUUCUGAAAAGAACCACUUGGAUGAUUCACCUGCUAAUUCUGCUUCAACACAAAAGGACAUUGAAGACUUUGGUCGAUCUCUGAAACCUAAUACCUUUUCUAAUGAAAAUUUUGCCUUACUAAACCAAAUGAGAGUCCUGAAGCAUGCAGAGAGUGAUCCUAGCCUUAGGUUUUCAAAGAGACUAAAAGGACCAGAAAAUAUUCAUGAUAUUCAUCAAUCACAUUUGGUAACAGAGAAGCAAAAUCAAGAUAAUUUUAGGAACUCAUUGGAUUCAAGUAGUGGGAUUCCUCCUGAAGAUUCUAGGGUGGUGACCUUCUCUACACCAUCUGAUAUGCUUCAGAGAAACACUUUGCCUCAUGGUAAUGCUGCCUCAGAGGAUGUUGUGGUGGUGACUGCUCUGCAUGGUUCUCAGAGCAAACCUCCUGCUGAUCCUUCUGCUGUUAGAGCUGAGCAUCAUAUGGUUAGCCCCCAGAUGGCACCAUCGUGGUUCAACCAGUAUGGAUCCUUUAAAAAUGGGUCAUUGCCUAUGCAAAAUAUACGCCAUGCCAUGUCCUCGAGACCAGAAGAACUUCCAUUUGCUCCUGGAACAUCUUCUAGUGCUAUGGACAUGCCUUAUCUAGAAGAAAAAAUGACGGCUACUCCUGUUGAGGCAUAUGUCAGUGACUCUCUUAAGAGUUCUGCUCCCACUUUCAAAACAAAUGAGCACAUAUCUUCUCCUCCAUCAAUGCAGAUGAAUGCUACUGGUCAGCAGCAGGUGAUUUUGAGACCCAAGAAGCGUAAGAGUGCUACUUCUGAACUUCUGUCAUGGUAUGAAGAGAUAACACAUUGUUCACUAAGUCCAUCAAUUCUCAGUGUUGUGGAAGCAAACUGGACUGAAGCAACAAAUCGUCUUGCUGAAAAGGUUGAAGAUGAUAUUGACCUGAUUGAAGAUGGACCUCCAUUGCUUAGGUCAAAGAGAAGGCUUAUUUUGACAACACAGCUUAUUCAGCAAUUAUUUCCUCCUCCGCCGGCAACAGUUUUUUCAGCUGAUGCUAUUUCCGAAUACGAAAGUGUGGCCUAUGCUGUAUCAAGGGUAGCACUUGGAGACGCAUGCAGUGCGCUAUCUACCUCUAGUAAUUUGGGUUCGCCCCCUCAUGAUAUUGCCCCGCAUGUUGCUAAGGGCAAACUCAGCAGCGAUCCACGUUUUGCAAAAGUCAUUGAAGAAUUUUUGGGAAAAGCUGGGAAGCUAGAAAAUGAUUUCUUGAGACCGGAGAGGAGUACAUCAAUAUUGGACUUGAGAUUGGAAUGUCAAGAUUUAGAGAAGUUUUCUGUCAUCAAUCGAUUUGCUAGGUUUCAUGGUCGCGGGCAAACUGAUAAUGCAGAGACAUCCACUGAUGCUACUGCAGCUAUGCAAAAACCUUGUGCACAAAAAUACGUAACUGCUGUGCCCAUGCCUAGAAGUCUUCCUGACAGGGUACAAUGUCUUUCACUAUAAUGAUUGAUUUUUCUGCUGAUUUGAACCGUGUCCAGUACUUUAUCGACUGGCACUUUCACCAAGGCCAGUUGAAUGGUGUGAUCGAAUGGCAGUUGGAUGGACACGAGGUCUCCUGAAUUGUGCUGGAAGCUAUUUAGUCUUUUCGAUUAGGCAUUUAUGUCAUUAUUGAGAAAUGCAAGGUUCAGUUCAUGUACAUCUCUAUGAAAUGGAAUGAAUUUGGGGUUCCCCAUCAUUUUUGCCUAGACGGGGAUUAUAUUAAGUGCAGCAUGAUAUUGCAAAAAUGGAUAUAUGACAUUUAGGUAGAUAAAUAUUUUAUUAUGUAUAUUCAGUAUCUAUUCUUCUUUUC
This is a messenger RNA of Salvia hispanica, 5959 nucleotides long. RefSeq lists its product as uncharacterized. NCBI's taxonomy places the organism in Eukaryota, Viridiplantae, Streptophyta, Magnoliopsida, Lamiales, Lamiaceae. The record is from RefSeq and is a predicted model, not a curated record.